Molecule: messenger RNA, 4287 nt
Organism: Archocentrus centrarchus (flier cichlid)
Lineage: Eukaryota; Metazoa; Chordata; Actinopteri; Cichliformes; Cichlidae
Gene: mrtfba
Product: myocardin related transcription factor Ba
Exons: 17
Coding region: 346-3543 (1065 amino acids)
Biological process (GO): smooth muscle cell differentiation; positive regulation of transcription by RNA polymerase II
Cellular component (GO): nucleus
Molecular function (GO): transcription coactivator activity
Source: RefSeq, a predicted model, not a curated record
CCUAGUAGACCAGUCGCAGCCAUUUUAGUCCGCGAAAUAAACUUCAAUCACAGAGCUGGACGAGGAAAAAAAAAAAAACAAAAGACUGAGCAUAAUUCCGUUGACAUAAUUUGGAUAGCUCGUUGUGGAUCACAGCCCGGGUGGAUUCGCUUCCUAAGUCUUCACAGUUCGAUUUGACUCAAUGGCUUAAUGUGACUCUUCAUAUCAACUAGCCAAGACUUCUCUUUCUCCGUCCCUUGUCUUCUGCUUCUUCAGGUAGCAGGGAGACGUUACAUACAGGGACGGUGACCCAUACCCCUCUCGCUUGCUUGCCUCAGAGCCUCCCCAACCCUCUCUUGAGGCAGGAUGGAGCCCAAGGCUGCCCAGGGGCAGUUGGGAGCAGAGGGGGAUUGUGGGAUGUCAAAUCUACUGGUGCCCAGUCCCCAGAGCGAGGCUGUGACCCAUGAGAUGGAGGAGCUGUCGCUGCAGCCCACACAGAGCCUGCCUCCGCUCAGUGAGCGCAAAAACGUGCUGCAGUUGAGGCUCCAGCAAAGGCGAACCCGGGAGCAGUUGGUGGAGCAGGGCAUUAUGCCACCUCUGAAGAGUCCAGCAGCUUUCCAUGGCCAGAUUCGCAGCUUGGAGAGAGCCAGGACUGAGAAUUUUCUCAAGCAUAAGAUCCGCAGUCGUCCAGAAAGAGCAGAGUUGGUCAGGAUGCACAUCCUGCAAGAGACCGGAGCAGAGCCUUCGCUACAGGCCACUCAGAUGAAGCUGAAGAGAGCCCGGCUAGCUGACAACCUCAAUGAGAAGAUAGCCCAGCGGCCAGGCCCAAUGGAGCUGGUGGAGAAAAACAUUUUGCCUGUGGAUUCCACCCUUAAACAGGCCAUCAUUGUGGGGCAGGUGAAUUAUCCCAAGGUUUUUGAAGAAGACAGCAGCGAUGCUCUGUCCCCAGAGCAACCGGCCAGCCAGGAGUCUCAGAGCUCUGCCCCCUCACCGGGGGACAGUAAAGGGCCAGAGACGCCCUCUCCAGUAUCACUACCUAGCACCAUCCUGCAGCCCCUCCCAACAACAGACUUCAUGAAAGUAAUCACCACCAAUGAGCUGCCUGCCAGCCACCCAGCUGUCACUCUUACUCAGACAGUCACUACAGCUGUACUACCAAAACCAGGCCCAACACUGGUGAAACAAAGCCAGCCGAAAGCUCCCUCAGAAAAGAGUCGCAGUAAGAAGGGCAAAGAGCCGAAGCCAAGGGUGAAAAAGCUCAAAUACCACCAGUAUGUUCCCCCAGACCAGAAGCAGGAGGCCAGUGAAGCACCUAUGGACUCCUCAUAUGCUCGAUUACUGCAGCAACAGCAGCUGUUUCUCCAGCUGCAGAUCCUUAGCCAGCAGCAGCAGCAUUACAACUACCAGACUAUAUUACCAGCACCACUCAAACCUGUGGCAGAGGGUCAGAACAACAGUGGAGGUACCCUCCCAACCUCUAUUGUGGUGUCUUUGCCCACUGCACCUCCCCCUCCUCCUCCACCUCCAGCACUGGCUCGGCCCAACAACUCACUUUCCUACCGCAAGCCCGGUGUCUUGCCUGCCAACCUGGAGGAGAUGAAGGUGGCUGAGCUAAAACUGGAGCUAAAGUUGCGUGGCCUCCCAGUGUCAGGAACAAAGACCGAUCUGAUAGAAAGACUGAAGCCUUUCCAGGACAUACCCAGCACCACUGCUGCUGCCAGCAUCCCCGCUCCUCCCACUUCCACUUUCUCUGCCAUCCCCAUGGAGGUUACCACAACUACUACACCUGCUAUAGUCUCAGUCCAGCAGGCGGCUCCAGAGAGCAUCAUCUCUACACCACCUGUUUCACCUGUUCCUUUUGAUCCUGCCACCCUCCAACAGGAUGUAGGUAUGUCUGAGGGUCUAUCUGAAAUCCAAAUGCUGACCUCUAGCUUUGCAGGGCCACAGUCUUCCCAAGUCCCAGAGGAAAAGGACAGAAGGCUCCAUGAGAAGGAGCGGCAGAUAGAAGAGCUGAUGAGGAAGCUGGAGCAGGAGCAGAAGCUGGUGGAGGAGCUGAAAAUGCAGCUAGAAGUAGAGAAGAGAGGUCAGGGUGACUCUGCUUCUGUAUCACCCAAGCUCACUCCCGUACCUGCUGUGAAUUCUGUUCCUGCUGCAAAUCUAGUAAAAGUGGAAGGUGCAGUCCUGUCAAAUUGUUCAACUCCUGCUGCCAUCCCUAGCUCAAUCCUGAGUUCCCAGGCACUCACAACACCCUUGCCUGCAAUGGUGAAGUUGGAGGAUGUGACUGUUUCUUCUGGCAAGCCACUCCACCUCCAGACCCAAACCCAGCUUAUCACCCAAAUCCAGGCCCCAGCUCAGCCUCAAGUAACCACCAACUCACAACUCCUCUCCCAGUCUCACAAAAGUCCCAAACUCCAGGCCCAGCCACAGCCCCAACCCACAGCCCCCAGCCUGCAGCAGUUCUUCAUCAGCCGCCCAGGUGGCGUUUCCCAAAUGUUGGGCCAACCUCAGACUCUUCUGACUACAACUGGCCAAGCUGGAACCCAGAUCCUCCUCCCAGUCUCGCUGCCCAACAACGCUACUGCAAUCCAGCUGCCAAGCACUACCGUCAGCCUACAGCCUGUUCUCCAGGCUGCAGUCUCAAAUCCAGGCCUGGCCCAUUCUUCAGUUCCUCAGCUGCAGACCACCAAGAUGGAGAUGGCACCCAGCCAGCAGCCGCUGCUACAAACUCUGACUAUGUGCAAUAACACUGCUGGUUUGGAGAACCAGACUAGACCUGAGAUGAAGUGUUUUCUGAGAAGCUCCCCAGAGAACAAGAUCUCUCCACGAGCAUCACCCAACCACCAAAUCUCCAACGGGCCACUCAAUAAGCCUUCUUCUCCCCAGCCUGCCUUCAUCCUCCAGCCCACCUCCCUGUUUACCCAGCCUCCCAAAACCAGAGAGCCUCCCCGCUACGAGGACGCCAUCAAACAGAGCCGAAAUCUUCACAUCAACAAUGUUUCACAGGUUCCCACAGCAACCAGCCAGCAAAUGGAUGACCUGUUUGACAUCCUUAUAGAGAGCGGAGAAAUCCCUCCAUUUCUCCAACAGAACCCUCCAGUGUCUCUUGCUAAGACCCUUCCUGUCACAGCCAGCAUCACCACUCUUCCAGUCAACACCGCCCUGUCCAGACCUCCCCCACAGAUCCAGGUAGCCCCUCCUCACACAUUUGUGAACCCGAGCCUGCCGAGUCUCACCUCCCUGGCCACAGACAAUCAGCUGGAAGCCUUUCUGGAGGGGACGCUGGCCGAGACGCCAUCGGCGUCAGACCCUCGCACGCAGGGCCUAAUGGAGGAGCUGCAGGCCCAGCUAAUGGACCAGCAGCCCUUCUCACCCAUGGACACAUCAGAACUGUCUUUCUGUGAUUCCUCCUCUCCCCCAUCCUCACUCAACAUGGGCCUGUCAGACCCGGCCCUGGACAACAUGGAGUGGCUGGACCUCACCAUGCCGUCGGGUCCUGCCGGGGCGCUCACGCCACUGGGAAUCCCGACGGACUUCCUGGAUUCACAUGACCUGCACUGGGACUGAUGGAGGGUUGGACAAUGAAGAUGGAGUAGGGUGAGAGAUGGGUGGAUGAAGAGAAAGGUGCAGAGGUUUUUUAAAAAUAAAAAAAAGAGAGAGAAAACAUGGCAUUUCAGUGCCAUGUCAGUCUUAUAGUACAUCCAUACCAUCUGUAAUAUUCCCACUACUCUACAGGAAGACAAAGGCUGAAGAGGCUGAUCCAAGUGGAACUACAAGCAGGAGUUUGCACAGCUUUAUGAGAGGGCCUUUAAUGGCUGAACAGCCAGGAAAAUGUCCACUGUAAGGUGACUGCGGUCACUCAGUGUUGUGAUAAAGGGAUUUUUAUCAGAAUAGACUUCUAGUGUCUGAUGUCAUGAUUUUAAUAAUCUUAAACAGAGCCAAGGAGAUGGAGCCAAAUGCUGAAUGGUAGACUAUGGACUAUGUAAAUACAGUUUAAACCACACUAAGAGAACUUCGUGCUCUCUUGGUCAGACAGCCUGAGCAGUACUGAUAGCUGAGAGGGAUAAUUUCUAGUGGAGGUAUAGGAAAACUGCAUCUGUUUUACUCACCACAGUUGCUGAAUAUGUCAGACACUUCCUGAAGCUGCUCUGAUAUAAAGGCCUUCAUUCCACUUGAGAAUACUGUUCCAUACUGGGUUACAAAAGCUGGUGAUUACAACUUAACUGUCACUAAAUGAUGGAGGCUCAGACUAUACAUUAAAUGUAGUUGUAAUUAGGAGCUGAAAGGAGACUUGAUUCCCUAUAAAGACCC